Molecule: messenger RNA, 1961 nt
Organism: Misgurnus anguillicaudatus (oriental weatherfish)
Lineage: Eukaryota; Metazoa; Chordata; Actinopteri; Cypriniformes; Cobitidae
Source: RefSeq, a predicted model, not a curated record
AACAUUUUCUGGAAGGCAUUAAACUUUUGUGAAAAUCAUGAAAAAUGCUGGCGCUGGCUGGCAACUUUUUUAAAAAACGCUGGCGGUGAAAGAGUUAAAGUAGACUUAUCUACAUUAAAGUAGUGAUCAACAGGGGUGAUUCAUUUUAGUGAGGUUCAGCCCCCCAAUGAGGGCAUAAUAAGCAUAAGCACCAAUAGCAGCAGGGCUGAUCACUACACAGAAUGAUCACCGACACCUGUCAUCCAAUCACAGACCCACUUAAGUGUACAUUAAAGGGAGUGAUAUAAUACAAUUUCAUAUUUUCUUUUUGUAUAGUGGGUUAUUUAGCUGUUUUGCCUUGGACAUUCUCGUGUGUGAUUCACAGUCUAUACAUGUGUUUUAAUUAACUUAUUUGUUGAUAAUGUUGACUUCAAACUACAGCUUAUAGAUAGUUUGUCACACGUAGAUUAAUAUGAAGUGGAUACCUUUUUUAACCCUUAUUGUAGUUAAUGGGUCACAAGUAUUUUGUUUUAGACAUAUAUUAAAUGUAAUGGUUCAACUAAAGGACUGUUAAAAGCUGAUUUAUCAAUAUGAACUAUUUACUGUCUUCAUUUUAGAUAUGAUGGAAGUGAAAGAGGAGAGUCAAGCUGAAGUGGAUGAGAAACAUCAUAUUGUAAAAAUAAAUCAUAAUGUUUCACAGAAAGAAACUCUGAAGACAGAAGACAUAAAGUGUGAAAAUAGUUUCAGUGAAGAUGAACGCCCUGCAGAUCACAAGAGGACUCACAGUGAGAAGAAACCUUUCGCAUGUCAACAGUGUGGAAAGAGUUUCACUUUUCAAUCGAACCUUAGCCGGCACAAGAAAGCUCACAUGGGAAAGCAACACGUGUGCCAGCAUUGUAACAAGAGUUUCCCAUAUGCAACUAAACUUAAGAUACACAUGAUGUCUCACACUGGAGAGAAACCUUACACAUGUCAUCUGUGUGGAAAGAGUUUGAGAACAAAUACUACCCUUAAAGGACACAUGAUGAUUCACACUGGAGAGAAACCACAUGUGUGCCAUCAGUGUGGAAAGAGUUUUAUAACUGCAGGUGAACUUAGGAAACACAUGAGGACUCACACUGGAGAGAAACCUUUCACAUGUCAACAAUGUGGAAAGAGUUUCAGAAGAAAAGAGUGCCUUAACAUACAUGUGAGGAUUCACACUGGACAGAAACCAUUUACGUGCCAUCAGUGUGGAAAGAGUUUCAGAAGAAAAGCUCACCUUAACAACCAUGUGAUGAUUCACACUGGAGAGAAACCAUUCAAGUGCCACCAGUGUGGAAAGAGUUACACAUUUAAGACAAGCCUUAUCCGGCACAUGAUAGCUCACAGUGGGGAAAAGCCACACGCAUGCCAUCACUGUGACAAGAGGUUCCCAGAUACAAGUCAACUUAAGAUACACAUGAGGAUUCACACUGGAGAUAAAGCACAUGUGUGCCAUCAGUGUGGAAAGAGUUUUGCAAGUGCAAGUAACCUUACAAGACAUUUGAAAAUUCACACAGGAGAGAAACCUUACACGUGUCAACAGUGUGGAAAGUGUUUCACCUGUCCAUCGAACAUUAAUCGCCACAUGAAAACUCACAGUGUGGAAAAGACACACGUGUGCCAUCAGUGUGGAAAGAGUUUUGCAACUGCAAGUUUCCUUAACAGACAUUUGAAAAUUCACACAGGAGAGAAACCCUUCACGUGUCAACAGUGUGGAAAGAGUUUCUUCUUUCCAUCGGACCUUAAACGCCACAUGAAAACUCACAGUGGGGAAAUGUGACAAGAGUUUCCCAGAUAGAAGUCAACUUAAGAUACACACGAGGACUCACACUGGAGAGAAACCUUACACUUGUCACAACUGUGGAAAGAGUUUCUCUAUUGAAAGUAACCUUAAGAUGCAUGAAAGGAUUCACACUGAAGAGAAACCGUUUACAUGUCAUGAGUGUGGAAACUGGAAA